This is a messenger RNA of Anopheles coustani, 2149 nucleotides long. It is a transcript of the gene Irbp, whose product is annotated as X-ray repair cross-complementing protein 6. Bases 233 to 2107 code for a protein of 624 amino acids. The transcript is spliced from 8 exons. NCBI's taxonomy places the organism in Eukaryota, Metazoa, Arthropoda, Insecta, Diptera, Culicidae. Gene Ontology annotation, cellular component: nucleus; Ku70:Ku80 complex. The record is from RefSeq and is a predicted model, not a curated record. Gene Ontology annotation, biological process: cellular response to X-ray; telomere maintenance; double-strand break repair via nonhomologous end joining. Gene Ontology annotation, molecular function: double-stranded DNA binding; damaged DNA binding; telomeric repeat DNA binding.
UAAGAUCGUAGCAACUGUUGGUCAUCCAAAGGAUGCCAACAAACGCCACGAUGAAAAAGUAAACAAAUGAAACACCAGUCGAGAUAAGAUGUUUUCAGGAAUAUUCAAGUGAGCAAACUGUAGGCAGUUUGCAAUAGAACCAACCCGAAGUCGAACGUUCAACAGGAGGCUCACGUAGGUUGAGGUUGAGUAUCUUUAAGCGUGAAAUCGGAAAAUUGUGAACUAGAGCAAAAUGAGUGAAUAUACAGACUGGCGUGCAAACAAUUCCGGCGACGAAGAUGAAGAUCAACCAGAUGAUGCACCUUUUUCGGGUCGUUCGGCACUGUUGUUACUGCUUGAUUGUGCCUCGUAUAUGUUCGAAAACGAUGCCGCAUCUGAGUCAAAAUUUGUUGAAUUUCUGGAUAUAGCAGAAGCUAUAAUGCGGAACAAAGUAAUAGCAAGUGAAAACGAUCUGAUUGGGGUGGUAUUCUACAAUACCAAAAACAGUCCCGCACCGGAAGCUGAAGAAGACUUGCACUCGUCGCUGGUGGCACCGAGACAGUGUGCUAUUUUUCUUCCUCUCACCACCAUUACGGUCGAAAUGAUACGCAUGAUUCGAGAUAUGCGUGCGUCGGAGGAUCACUUUCAGUUUGAGACUAAGUACGGUCACUCCGAGGGCACCAGUUUAGCGAACGUUUUAUGGCUUUGCUCGCGCAUUUUCUCGCAUUGUGGGUAUAAGCUGGAACAUUCAACGAUCGUAUUGUUCACGGGCAACGAUCAACCACACAGAAGCAACAGCAACGAAUACCAACAAGCUUUAGUGAAGGCAAGAGACCUAAUGCAAAAGGACAUUGCGGUAGCUCUCGUUCCGAUGGUCGACGAUUUCGACUGCAACAAAUUUUAUAAAGAAUUUUUGUGUACUGUCCUGGAGGAGGAUAUGGAGGAAUUUGUUGCACCAGUGUACCAACAGUCGAAGGAACAAUUACUACGUAGAAUUUUUUCUAGAGAUUUUAAAAAGCGAGCGUUAGCUCAUUUGAAGUGGCAUAUUUCAGAGGAUCUUGCACUUGGCGUUAAUCUGUACUCACUGUCGAGGAAACCUCGAUUCCCAAAAAAAGUUAAAUUGUUAAAGUCAACCAAUGAAAUUGUUGUAUCGAAGCGAGUAUACGUUUCUACUACUUUUCAAGAAGAGAACGAAGGGGAAGAAUCAAAGCCGCUCCUUCCCGGAGAACAGAGGAGGUCCAUUACUAUAGGUGGUGAAACAGUAUACUUCAAGCCCGAAGAAAUAAAUGCUAUGAAACAGAUGUUGCCUCCUGGCAUACGUCUGCUCGGAUUCAAACCGGCAGCAAAGAUAUUGAUAACAAAUCAUCUGCGAAGUAGUUUGUUUCUCUACCCGAACGAAAGUCGCAUCAAUGGAUCGACUACGCUGUUUCGUGCACUGUAUGAGAAAUGUCUUGAGAGAGGCCAGGUGGCAUACUGCAUUCUGACAAUGCGACGGAAAUGUCCUCCUAGAUUGGUGGCUCUUGUCCCGCAAGAAUUGGUACGUGAUGCUGAUGGUGAAAUUUUUCGCCCAAGUGGAUUCAGAGUCGAGUUUAUUCCUUAUGCAGCUGACAUAAGGAAUUUACCCAUGCUCGAGGAAACAACUCCUCCGGAGGUGACCAAGGAUCAGACCAAUCUUUUCAAAUCGGUUAUCAAAAAGAUCAAGUUUAAAUUCAGCCCGGCACAUUUUGAAAAUCCUGCUUCGAUGAAUCUGUUCCUAAAUGUUGAAUCCCUGUUGUUUGAGAAAGAAGAGGUAGAUUUAACGGAUUCGACGCGGCCCGAUUGUGAUAGAAUUGAUUCAAAAAUGGAAGCCCUUUUAAAUGAUAUGCAACAUUUGUUCGGCGAAGACCCGACAGAGGCACCGAAACGUACGCGAAAAGAUCCGAACGAAAAUGAGCCAAGAGCUAAGACCGCUCGAUCUGGACCGGAAAAUGAUGAUGAACUAGUAGAAAUGGUUAAAAGUGGCCAGGUUGCGAGCUUGACCGUGGCUUUGUUAAAAGAAUAUCUUCAAAGGCAAGGAGUAAGCGGCUUGUCUAAAAAAACGAAAGCAGAUUUAAUCGACCAGGUCCUUCGAAUCAACCAAAACUCGUGAAAGUUACUUAACUAAUAAUAAAGAAUAUGUUUUAAAAAUUUA